AUGGUGUCCAAGAUAGUGAAGAGAACCCCCACAAAAUCCCUCAGAAACCGGAACAAGACCCACGGCCGCCGCCGUAAAUCUCCGGCCAAGAACCCCGCCGCCACCGCCGCCGCUGCCGUCGUCGCCUCCCUCAACCGCUCCGUCCACACCUGCCGCCGCCGCCUCAUUAGGAUCUUUGCCAAGCUCGCCCCCACCAAGAAAACCCCCUCCCCCCGCCGCUCCAAACGUGGCUACCAAAUCCUCGACAAACCCUCCGCCGCCGCCGACGGCGACCCCUCCCUCCUCCUUCUCCCCCGAUCCCUGUUCGCCGCCCUUCCCCCGCCGCCGCCGCCCUCCGCCCGCCGGAAAACCGUCUUCCUCGACCUCGACGAGACCCUCGUCCACUCCACCCCAAACAUUCCACCCGAAAGAUACGAUUUUGCAGUCACCCCCUUAAUCGACGGCGAAAAAGUCGACUUCUUUGUCCUGAAACGGCCCUUUGUCGACGAAUUCCUGAGCUUCCUCAGCCGGUCAUCCUUCGAAAUCGUGAUAUUCACAGCUGGCAUCAAGGAGUACGCUUCCCUCGUGAUCGACAGGCUAGACCCAAAGGGCUUGAUCUCCUACAGGCUGUACAGGGACUCGUGCCGGGAGAUUGACGGGAGGUUCGUUAAGGAUCUUGAAAUUGUCGGGAGGGAACUCGACAGGGCAGUAAUCGUGGAUGAUAAUCCGUGUUCUUACCAGCUGCAGCCGGGUAAUGCAGUUCCGGUCAGACCAUUUACAGACGAUCUAAGAGAUGAGGAGUUAAAGGGGCUGAUGGGGUUUUUCGGGGGGUUUUUUGGUUCGGCCGAGGAUGUGAGGGAUGCUGUGAGGGAUUAUUUGGAUGAUUUGAAUGUGGGGGAGAAGUCUAUAUAUAGUGUGUGA
This is a messenger RNA of Striga hermonthica, 900 nucleotides long. The record is from the annotation of a GenBank genome assembly. Lineage: Eukaryota; Viridiplantae; Streptophyta; Magnoliopsida; Lamiales; Orobanchaceae.